AUGUUUAAGAGCGAGGUGAAGGUUGCGUACCAAGGCAUUCCCGGCGCAUACUCAGAGAAAGCGACGCGUCAGCUUUUAGGGCCAUCAGCUAAAAUCGUGGCCAUAGGCUACCCGUCAUUUGAUGAGGCUUUCUUGGCUGUUCAACGCGAGGACACUGACUUUGGUGUGCUGCCUAUCGAAAAUUCCUUAGGUGGCAGUAUCCACGCCAAUUACGACCUAUUACUCAAGUUUGAGCUGCAUAUCGUAGGUGAGUAUGAUUUACGAGUCGAGCACUCGUUACUUGCAUUGCCGGGCGUCAAAAAAGACGAGAUUAAGACGGUCAUCAGUCAUCCACAGGCACUGGCUCAGUGCGCUCACACCAUCGCAGCCAUGGGUGCCAAGCCGCGUGCCGAGUACGAUACAGCUGGAAGUGCAAAGAUGUUGGCCGAUCACCAAUGGUCAGACACGGCUGCUGUAGCCAGUGAUCUGGCGGCUGAAUAUUACGGUCUCGAGGUACUUCAGCGAAACAUCGAGGACGAUGCUGGCAACUUUACCCGCUUUCUGCUCUUAAGCAAAAAAGAAGAUUUGGGUCUUCACGCUAAAAUGCAGACAGAGUUCAAAACGUCGCUCGUCUUCUCGUUCAUGGACAGUAAUGAAAAAGGUCAAUUGUAUAAAGCACUCUCAGCUUUUUCAUUACGUGAUAUCGACAUGUCGAAAAUUGAAAGUAGACCGUGGGGACCUACGGCUGAACAGCAAUACCAAGACAAGAUUCAGUCGGAACAUAUGACCUUAUCAGCCGAAAAUGUGCGUAGAAAAUAUAGUUAUCUGUUCUAUGUUGAUUUGAUUGGCCACAAGACGGAUGAGAAGAUCAUGAAUGCAUUGCGUCACUUGCGCGAGUUUUGUAAAUUUGUGCGCGUUCUGGGGUCGUAUCCCACCAAAGGAAAGUUACUGGGUGAUGUACGCAAAACCCUGGAAGGUGUUGGUGCGUACGAAAUUACAGCGUCGCCAGUUUUUGUACCGCAAGAAAACAAACCUGUACGUUUGAAAAUUGGUAUCUACGGCUUCGGAAACUUUGGUCAGUUUUUGGCCAAAACCAUGGCUAAGUCACAUGAAGUGCGUGCGACCUCAAGAACGGACUAUUCGACGACUGCGGCACAGCUUGGAUGCCAUUAUUUUUCGUCCACGAACCAGCUUGAGAAUUUUUUCAAUGGUUUGGACAUUCUUCUUGUCUGCGUCAGCAUCCUGUCGUUUGAGAGUGUCGUGAAUAAGCUUCCGAGAGACUUGUUGGACAAUCUUGUAAUUGUCGAUGUGUUGUCGGUCAAGACGCACCCAAAACAAAUUCUACUUCGGAAUCUUCCUCAGAGUACGAGUAUUUUAUGUACGCAUCCGAUGUUUGGUCCAGAAAGCGGUAAAUAUUCGUGGCGAGGUCUGCCAAUGAUGUACGAAAAAGUACGAGUCUUAUCUAGCGAACACAAUCAUGUAAUGGAUACUUUCUUGCGUAUUUUCGAGAUGGAGCAAUGUCGGAUGCUGGAAAUGACGUGCGAAUCGCACGACGAAUAUGCUGCUAGUAGUCAAUUUUUGACUCAUUUGACUGGUCGUGUUCUCAACGUCCAGGGUGUAAGAAACACGCCGAUUGACACCCGGGGUUUUAAGAACCUUGUGCGUCUAGUUGACGACACAUGCAAAGACAGUUUUGAUUUGUUUCAAGGAUUGUACAAGUUCAAUCCUAAUUCUGAGCAACAAAUUCGAAAGUUUCGCGAGUCAUUAGACGAAGUGACGCAGAAACUUGUUACCGAACCAGCAUAUUCACCUUCCGCUCGCUCAGACGCGACGAUGAUUGAAAAGUAUCCUCAAAAUCCAUUGCUUGGCAAGAUUGCGGCUUCGAAGACGGUCGUGAUUCAUGGCAUGGCGAAGCAAUUAGAAGCCGAAGGCAAACAAGUGUGGUCAUUAUGUGUUGGCGAGCCCGAUUUUGCUCCUGCAGAGCGUGUGUUAAAAGCAGGUAUGACGGCUUUGGAGCAAGGUCACGUUAAGUAUACCGAUGUAAAGGGCACAGCAGAGCUUCGGACUUUGAUCUCUCAAUACUUGUUGACGUGCAAAGGUCUAAAAUACGAUCCACUGACAGAGAUUUUAGUUUCCAAUGGUGCCAAACAGACCGUGUACCAAGCUUUACUGACAAUCACAAAACCGGGAGAACAAAUUUUGAUUCCAGCGCCGUAUUGGGUGAGUUAUCCCGAAAUGGUAAAAUUGACGGGUGGUGAGCCUGUGAUUCUUCAGACGAAUUUAUCUGAAAAUUAUCUAAUUGAUCCACAAGAGCUGGAAAAGACACUAUCGUCUAACCCCCGCAUUAAGGCGGUGAUGAUGUGUAACCCGAGUAAUCCUGCUGGUACGAUGCAUUCACCGGCACAGCUUGAAAGCAUCGCUGUAGUUCUUCGAAAGCCUGAGUUUCGACACAUUUUAGUGAUUGCUGACGAGAUUUAUGAGCAGUUGGUGUACCAAGAUGAAGGAGAGAUUAAGCGUGAGCAUCAAAGCUUUGCAACGUUACCAGACAUGUACGAACGCACACUGACGGUAAACGGUUUCUCUAAGUCGCAUGCGAUGCCGGGACUACGUAUCGGCUACUUGGCUGCACCCAAAUACUUCGUCCAAGUGUGUACGAAAUUGCAGGGUCAGCUGACGUCAUGUGCGAGCUCAGUAGGUCAAGCUGCUGCUGUAGAGGCUAUGAGAUUUGAGCUCGAGUGCGUGUCUCAGAACAAAGAGCGUAUGACCGAGACUUUGGCAAUUAUGGACGAGAAACGUCGAUACGUGAUUAAGCGGCUUCAAGAGAUUCCGCUUUUGAAAUACGCACACCCGACGUCAGCCUUUUACGUGUUUUUAGAUUUGUCGUCGUACUUUGAAAAUCGACAAGGUUUUACUGCGGAUCGGAGUGAGGUGAUCAAGGACGCUGAUGACUAUUGCGAAUACCUGCUUCGUCAUUACCAUGUCGCAUUGGUACCUGGCUCAGCGUUCGGGGUGAAAAAUGGUCUUCGCAUCUCAUACGCUUCUUCGAUGGAGACGAUUAAGCACGCAAUGGAUGGUUUAAAGCAGUCGCUUGGAGCUUUAACGUUUGAAUGA
Plasmopara halstedii is the source of this 3090-nucleotide messenger RNA. Its product is annotated as tyrosine biosynthesis bifunctional enzyme. The transcript has a single exon. The record is from RefSeq and is a predicted model, not a curated record. Gene Ontology annotation, biological process: L-tyrosine biosynthetic process; L-phenylalanine biosynthetic process. Bases 1 to 3090 code for a protein of 1029 amino acids. Gene Ontology annotation, molecular function: NAD+ binding; prephenate dehydrogenase (NADP+) activity; prephenate dehydratase activity. Lineage: Eukaryota; Oomycota; Peronosporomycetes; Peronosporales; Peronosporaceae.